AUGACCGACGACGACGAUGAGCCACGCCCUUCGACGAGUCAGGAGUUUAGCAGCGUUGUCGAGAAAUUGAAACAACUCUCAAAUCGAAACAACACCAAUCGGAAGCGUGGCACGUUCGACAUCGAUGCGUUAUGGCGAAAAAAAUUCAAAAACGAAUUGCCACCGACGACGACAACGAAUGGGCAUCAUGUAAAAUUAAAACCCGACGACGACGACGUCGACGUCGAAGAGUUGACGAAGAGGAAGAAGAAGACGAAAGACACCAUAAUGAGCGAUGAGUCAACGCAGCGAGCGCAGACGGCUUCCGUUGUCGCUCGAGCAUCGUCGUACGAGACAUCGCCGAGAGACGGUGAUGGUGCCAGGUUCUCCCUCUUAUUCAUAAUCGCCUUUUGGCCUCAUUUGGUCGGAUGGCUUCCUUACACCUGCCGUCUCCCGAAUAAUGGGCGGGGCUUUACCACCACCGCCACCAUCCAUCUACUGGUGCAGCCACCAGCUCAUUCGGCCUCCUCCCUUCUUCCGCCAGCCCACACCCACACCAGCGCGCAACUCCAACCGAUAAUGGUGCUUCUCGAUAUUCCGCGCAAUCGGCGCUUCAUCAACGCCAAUGAAAUCGAUUUGAGUCUCGACAGCGAGGAAGACGUCGAUGAUGAAAUGGAAACCCUCCAGCCAAGCGGCACAACAACGAUAACCGUUGCGCCGUCAACACCGCGUACCUCGAAUCAAUACGAAUUUCCGGCGCUCGAAUAUCCAAGGUGA
Messenger RNA from Caenorhabditis bovis, 756 nucleotides. The record is from the annotation of a GenBank genome assembly. Lineage: Eukaryota; Metazoa; Nematoda; Chromadorea; Rhabditida; Rhabditidae.